This is a messenger RNA of Polyodon spathula (Mississippi paddlefish), 1948 nucleotides long. RefSeq names its product syntenin-1-like. Lineage: Eukaryota; Metazoa; Chordata; Actinopteri; Acipenseriformes; Polyodontidae. The coding region runs from base 109 to 1011 and encodes 300 amino acids. Gene Ontology annotation, cellular component: plasma membrane; cytoplasm. The transcript is spliced from 9 exons. Gene Ontology annotation, molecular function: protein binding. The record is from RefSeq and is a predicted model, not a curated record.
UGAUCUCAGUGUUUCGUGUUGUCAGAUACUGUCGUGUUCUGCUGUUUUCAUUUGUCGUUCGCGGUUUCUCUGUUUUUCCUUUUCAGAUCGUCAGCAGAUCCAAGGAAGAUGUCUCUCUAUCCUUCCCUGGAGGACCUGAAGGUCGACAGGGUGAUGAAGGCGCAGUCCAGCUUUGCGGCCAGCGUAGCCGUGCCAGCCGUUGCAGAGGAAGCUUCCGAAGGGGCGGUACAGAGCGAAGCAGCAAUGAUGCCAGUUCUGUAUCCCAACCUGCAGGAGCUGGGUGAUUACAUGGGACUGAGCCUCAACAGUGAUGAGAUCCAGAGAAACCUGGCUCUGCUCCCUGCGUCUGGUAAUCAAGUGGCGACCAGGCCGUCGGCGCUGGGCUCUAUGGUGUCCCCGGUCACAGGGAAUGACGUGGGGCUGCGCAGGGCGGAGAUCAAGCAGGGCAUGAGGGAGGUGAUCCUGUGCAAGGACCAGGACGGGAAGGUGGGGCUCCGACUGCGCAAUGUCGACAAUGGUGUGUUCAUCCAGCUGGUCCAGGCCAACUCUCCGGCCUCUCUGGCUGGCCUGCGCUUUGGGGACCAGGUCCUGCAGAUAAACGGAAAGAACUGCGCCGGGUGGAGCUUGGACAAGGCACACAAGGCACUGAAGAUCGCCGCAGAGCACAGGAUUGAGCUCAUAGUCCGAGACAGGCCGUUCCAGCGCACCCUCACGAUGCACAAAGACAGCACCGGGCACGUCGGGUUCAUCUUCAAGAAGGGGAAGAUCACCUCCAUCGUGAAGGACAGCUCGGCCGCCAGGAACGGCCUCCUGACCGAACACAACAUCUGCGAGAUCAACGGGCAGAACGUUAUCGGGUUGAAGGACUCUGAGAUUAAAGACAUCCUGGUGUCAUCUGCAAGUGUGAUUACCAUCACCAUCAUGCCUACAGUCAUCUAUGAACACAUGGUCAAACGCAUGUCAUCAGGGCUGUUGAAAUCGUCGAUGGACCACUCUAUCCCCGAGGUGUGAGGAAGAGAAGGUACUUCACACAGAGAAAGAAAACGGGCGUUCCAUCGGUGUCUUCUUCCUUUCACGGGUCUCUCUCAAUCUACUUGCUCUACUGUUCGAGCACAUUAGACUCUAAAUCGCAUUCUCUUUGCACCCUCAUAGCUCUUGGUAUAAUUGUAAGAUCCUUGUUCUUCUGUUGACCUACCUGGUUUAGAUUAGCAUUUAUAUAAAACCAUUUCCUUUACUGUUUAAACUUUGUUUUUGUAAAAUCUUUUUUUUUUUUUUUUUUAUCUACUUUUAUUAACCAUGCAAUGUGUUUUCAAGCAUAGUCCCAUAUUCCAGGUAUAGUCACUUGCAGGGCAUGCUUCAGUUUGAGUGGUAACUGAAAGAAUAGUAAGCUGGCUCCAAGAAGAACAACCUUCUCUUCUUGCUCACAAGCUAGUCCAAGUUGGCCAGGUAGGACCCAAGACUUCAAGCCACAGGUUUUAAAAUGGAGAGCAAAAAUAACCCAUGACUGAUUGUGAGUAGACUGCUAGCUUGGAUUGAUAUUUGCCAUGCUGUGUCCGUUCCUAUUUUGGGUGCCUGGCUCCUUUUUCAGGUAACAAGUCAUAGAAAUCUGAGAUGAUGUAAAAACAUCUCUGCUGCACAAUAGAGGACCGAACUAGCUGCAGAGUUCGUAUCUUAUCCGACUCAUUUCAUCUACUUCAGCACAACUAAGAUGCAUAGUUUCUCCACUGUUUAAUCGUUUUGAGGAAGUGUAGUUUUUGUUAGCCGUGAAUACGGAUUAUAACUAGAUUGUAGUUUUUUCUUUUGUGUUUUAGAAAUGUAUUGUGAAAUAACCAGUAAUGAACCAAAUGAAACACUUUCAGAUAUGCCAUUAUAAUAUUAGAAUCUAUCUGAUCUCUAUUCAAUAUAAUCUGCAAACAAAAAAGAAUAAAGUGCUGUAUCAUUUCUUUAA